Molecule: messenger RNA, 744 nt
Organism: Hyaloscypha bicolor E
Lineage: Eukaryota; Fungi; Ascomycota; Leotiomycetes; Helotiales; Hyaloscyphaceae
Exons: 7
Coding region: 1-744 (247 amino acids)
Source: RefSeq, a predicted model, not a curated record
AUGACCGGCUACAAACUUCUACUGUCGAAGAAGUCUCUGGACCAUCCGACCAGCAGAUCGAUAGUAUCUUCCAGGCGUACUACUGACUUGUCUCUUGUCCGUUACUAUCGAGUCGAGAUUCGCCGCGAGGGAGAUACACCCUCUAAUCCUAUUAUCAUACUCGAAGACACCCUAUCCGUCACAGUCGCGCCUGAUACCAACACACCGCCUCAGAGCCCUCCUCAACGGCCCGAGAAACGUCCUCGACCAGACAGGUAUAACGGAAUAGCGAGACAUGGCUCGAGCAGAAAAAAGAAGAGACGUCGAGGCGGAUCUCGUCAGAAUUUCUCUCCAGAGAAGAUCGACUCGCUUAACCUCUCAGACGAUCCCGACCACAGUGCAUCCCGGAGCACCUCCGGUCUAGGGGAAAUGCCGUCACCCUCAGAGUCUGCUAUACUCGAAGAGCAUUCCCUCCAUCUACCAGUUGAGAACUCAGCCUUUAUUGCUGAGGAGAGUCCGCAGCAUGUCUCGCCAGUUCCGGAGACGUUCCCAACUCAGGAAAAAGCAGACCCUGCUGCCUUUAUUAAUGAGUUAGCGACCACAUUAGGGGCUGUAACGGGAUCAGCAAGCUCCAUUAUCUUAAGCUUAUUACCCGAGGCGAAUACGCAGCCUGAAUGCCCGGAUCAAACCUGCCCUCUUGUGGCCUAUAUACAUCUAAGUAAAACUAUAAUUAAAAAGGAAAUAAGUAAAGAUAAAGGAAUUUAA